UAGAAUUCCGACGAAUUGAAUUCGAAGCAACCAGUUUUUAUUUUUUAUGUUUUAAUUCACCUGCUGUAAAUAUGUAAUAUUAUGCUAUUUUAAUUUUAAAACUUUUAAAACUUAGUCUUCAGUUAGCAGUGGUGGAGCCGACCCGUGUAUAAUAAAUGUCUAAUACACAAAUUUACUUGUACCAACGUCCAACGACAUCUACAUAAGAUUUAUAUUUUAAAUAUUUUACGAAACUACAUUAAAUUAUACUUUUUUACUUUAAAGUAUUUAAUCGAUCAUCAGCUGUUCGGAUUUCAGACCGUAGGGGUAUAGGAUGAUAAUUAUUAUUUGAUUACUAUGCUAAUUACAUUAGUCUAGUAAUAUUAAAAAAAAAAAAUAAGCACCGCCUACCAUAGGCUAUCUAAAUAUAAUCUAAAUAACUACUUAUCUGGUUCUGACAGUCACAACAGCUGAUCGAUUAAUGACCUCGUUAUCAUUCGAUGGAUUAUCAUUUAUUAGUAGUAUUCACUUGUUAAACAAAAUAAACAAAAGUCAGUAACAAAUAACAAUAUUGAAUAUAUUCCACGGACAUUGUAGUAAUCUGUGAUAGUCACCAGUCACUAUUCACCAUAGUCGUCAGUCGGUCGUACAUCUGAUAUUAUUGUUCAGUUCAGCUUCGAAGGAUUUAUUGUGUGGUGCGCAUACUUUUAACGUUUUCUACUCGGAACGACGACGUGCCUGUCGUAGAAGCUUUUUCAAACUUGAAAUGGCGACAAAAUUAAAAUACUUGUGUUCAAAAUGUAUACAAUCCAAAUUGUACACUAAUUAUUUAAAUUUAUCCAGAAACUUGAGUGUAUUGACCCAUGGCCUUCAUAUAAAAGAUUCUGUUCACCAACGUAAUUUCCAGACUUCACCUAAUUAUUGGAAUGCAGAAACCUCCGGGACAGGACGCAAGGGUGAUAAUACAGGCCACACGGGAAUACUUUGUCCAAAGUGUCAAACAGCCAAUUUAGAGUUUUUUUUAACUUCUAAUCGAUUUUUGAGAUGUCAGCGAUGUGAUCAUAUAUUCAAAGUGAUAUCUGCCGAAGAAAAUAAUUUAAAAGAUGUAACAGAAGAGCAUAAUAAAUUUAAACCACCACCAAUUCCAAAAGAAAUUUUUGUAAACCUUAAUAAGUAUGUGAUUGGCCAAGAGCUAGCUAAGAAGGUGUUAGCUGUGGCAGUGUACAACCAUUGUAAACGUAUUAUUCAUAAUAUUACAGCGCCACAAAAGAAUGAUUUAAUUGAUCAACGGUUACUAGAUAAUUUACAAAAUUCAAGAGAGCAUUUUCCUAACAAUCAUAUAUUUGGAAUGCCACAAGUGGAUAGUACAAAAAACAGCCAAGAAGAAAUUAAAAUUACUUCAUCAUUUGAAAAUACACUGUUAGAAAAGAGUAACAUCAUAUUGUUGGGGCCUACUGGCUGUGGAAAAACGUUACUGGCUCAAACAAUAGCUAAACAAUUAGAUGUGCCGUUUGCAAUUUGUGAUUGUACAAAUUUGACACAAGCUGGUUAUGUGGGAGAAGAUAUUGAAAGUGUAAUUGGGAAGCUUUUACAAGCUGCAAAUUAUGAUGUUGAAAAAGCUCAAACUGGAAUUGUUUUCUUGGACGAAAUUGAUAAAAUUGGUGCUGUUCCUGGAAUUCAUCAAUUAAGGGAUGUUGGAGGUGAAGGAGUCCAACAAGGAAUGUUAAAAAUGUUGGAAGGUACUGUUGUUAAUGUACCAGAAAAAAAUACAAGAAAACUUCGAAAUGAAACCGUACAAGUUGAUACUACUAAUAUACUGUUUGUUGCUUCUGGCGCAUUUACUGGUCUUGAUAGACUUAUAAGUCGCAGGACAAAUCAAAAUAGUCUAGGAUUUGGUGCAGAGAUUGAUAGUGAAAUGGGAAGUAGAAGAGCUGCUGCUGAAGCUGAUCGUGUUGCUUCAACAGCUUCAUAUACUGAUAUUGAAAAAGAAAAUGCUGAACGAGAUGGGUUGUUAAAAAAAGUCGAACCAAGAGAUUUAAUUCAAUUUGGAAUGAUACCUGAGUUUGUGGGAAGGUUUCCAGUUUUGGUCCCAUUCCACUCCUUAAAUAGAAAUUUGCUAGUACAAAUUCUUACUGAGCCGAAAAAUAGUACAGUAAAACAGUUCAAGUUACUAUUCAGCUUAGAUAAAGUUGAAUUAACAUUCACAGAUGAAGCAUUAAGAGCAAUUGCCUCACAAGCCCUAGAAAAAAAAACAGGUGCUCGAGGGUUGCGAGCAAUUGUGGAAUCAAUUUUGUUGGACCCAAUGUUUGAAAUUCCUGGAUCUGAUGUAGUAAGCGUACAUGUUACUGAAGAUGCAGUCAAUGGUAAAAUGAAUCCACAUUGUAUAAGAGGCCGUCCAAUUGACGAAAGAGAAGCCAAAAUGGAUGCAAGAGCUAAAGUUGAAUAAAUUAACGAGGUUUUAAAAAAUAAUUAAUAUUUAUACUGUCAAAAAUAACUAAAGUUUGUUAAACAAUUUAUAGAAACCUUUAUUCAAGAAAUAUUUAUUUCUUAUUAA
Molecule: messenger RNA, 2533 nt
Organism: Rhopalosiphum maidis (corn leaf aphid)
Lineage: Eukaryota; Metazoa; Arthropoda; Insecta; Hemiptera; Aphididae
Gene: ClpX
Product: ATP-dependent Clp protease ATP-binding subunit clpX-like, mitochondrial
Exons: 12
Coding region: 746-2425 (559 amino acids)
Biological process (GO): protein folding; protein catabolic process; proteolysis
Cellular component (GO): mitochondrial matrix
Molecular function (GO): ATP binding; ATP-dependent protein folding chaperone; ATP hydrolysis activity
Source: RefSeq, a predicted model, not a curated record